Molecule: messenger RNA, 1785 nt
Organism: Ilyonectria robusta
Lineage: Eukaryota; Fungi; Ascomycota; Sordariomycetes; Hypocreales; Nectriaceae
Exons: 4
Coding region: 1-1785 (594 amino acids)
Source: RefSeq, a predicted model, not a curated record
AUGUCUAAGCAGCAGGUCGAAGAGCUGGUGAGGCGGUUGACGAUUGAUGAGAUGAAGUCGAGGUGGUUCGACGAGAUCUUUGCCAAGGUCAAGACCGAGCUUGUCGAGAAUCAGGUGGCAGUAUCUGAUACCAUGGAUACCCCGUCCACAGAGGCAGGGCCUAGUCCCCGACCGACUCCCAUCGACAUGUCCAGCUCGCAGAAAGGGUCAUACCAAGCAACUGUCGAGGAUCACCCGGAAGACGUGGACGAGGGCGGCGAACUUGGAAGUCGGACCCAAGACUCUGCACGGGGAUCCCUAUCCAACACCGCCUCCACCGACAGUCCAGCGUCGUCUGUCGUUUCCGAGUCUGCCUCCUCCAAGGUAUCCGCCGUGUCCUCGAGGCGGCCUUCUGCUCCCAUGUCUGCGUCGCCCGAGUCGCCGUGUCCGAGCCCCAAGACCCGCCCGACGGUGCGCUUCUCAGAUAGGGGCCCUGUCGUUCUUCAUGGCCGUCCGAAGCUGAUGCCGCCGCGUGUUGAGGUUACUGAGAUGGAUGCCAACAGCGCUGGGCUGUCGGCGGUCGAUGUGAAAUGGGGAAGGCUGUUUGAUGACAACGGAGCGCCUACACCUAGGUUUGGGCAGUUACUUCGGGGAAUUGCCAACUACCUAAUUUCCGAAUACAGUCCGAUCAACUCCCUGGUCAUUCCCCCGGAUAAGCUCCACGCUUUCUACUCCCGAUACAAGAUCGAAUCAGAAGCCCUCCCCUUUCAAAACAUGUUCGACUCCAAUCACCGAAAAGACUUUGUCAGCCUUGAGUGGCUGUACCAGGAUCUGCAGUGCAGUUACCAUCUCGUCCAAGGCCGACCAAACUCGACCCCUCGAGUCCCAGCCUUGACGCCCUCGGGGUUUGAGGACUGGAUGGUCCGCAUGGUCCAGGCCUUCCCUGACCAAGAGGCCAGACGGCUCAGCUACAUCGUCGCCGAGCUGCCCAUUGCUGCCGAUGGGCCAUUGCUGGAUGGCAAAGCCGAGAGGCUGCCCAAGCAGUUGUCGCGGCACCUCCUCCCCGCCUCGCGCCACAGAGAAGUCCACGACUUUGUCAUCACGGCGGUCCACAGCUGGAUCAAGUCGGUUGGGUUUGUAGAGCUGUCCACGCGGAAGGAGGCGCGUGGCGAAGAAGGAUCCCGGUCUACGCGGGCGCGAGAGGAGACCUCUGGGCGGCAUCGAUCUGAUGACUACCGAAGCGAAGGGACUUCGACGCGGCACCGCCACAAGUCGCGAGACAGAUACAGCAAGUCGAACGAGCGCGGGUCUUCUCGCAGGGACGGCCGGUUCGUCUCUCGAGCCAACUCAGAGGGAAACGUCCGGCGCUCUGAACCAUCGCCGCCGCCAGUCGGCUCUCACAAGUCCCGGAGUCCAACAUCGAGCAAUCGCUACCGCUCAUCGGUCUCGUCCCUCAACAGCGCCGCCACGCCGGACGACUACGGCCUAUCGUCGCCCAGCCACCAGAGCUCGUCCUCCAACUCGCACUACCCCCGCAUCACCACCUCCGGCGGGGAGCGUCGCAACCGGGAGCAGGACUAUCGCUACUACCAGGGCCGAGCCUCCGGCGACGCAACGCCGCGGACCGUCGUGGGCGGCGGCAACGCCCGGCGCCAGAGUCUGGUCGUCGAUACUCAGCAGCCACGGGACGAAGUAGGCCCGGCUUACGACGAGUACUCCCGGACGAGCCCCCGCGUGGCGCGGAGCGGCGUGGGGGUUGAGGAUGGGGGGCCGUAUCGCUCUGCGCACUCGGCCGGCGCGGGAUGA